Mangifera indica (mango) is the source of this 1348-nucleotide messenger RNA. RefSeq lists its product as uncharacterized. Gene Ontology annotation, biological process: respiratory electron transport chain. The coding region runs from base 280 to 1059 and encodes 259 amino acids. Gene Ontology annotation, cellular component: membrane. The transcript is spliced from 6 exons. NCBI's taxonomy places the organism in Eukaryota, Viridiplantae, Streptophyta, Magnoliopsida, Sapindales, Anacardiaceae. The record is from RefSeq and is a predicted model, not a curated record.
AAGCUUUCGAAUGUUAAAUGCAUACUAUGGUAAAGCACCAAAAGGGUUGACCGAUUGAUAGGAGAGACUGUUGAGAGACUAGAGGCCACGUGGAAAGGUAUUUAAUUUAGUGUCUUGGCGUGUCUCUUUCCUCGCCUCUCUCGCUUCUUCUCCUGCCUGUCUACAAUUAACACUCACUGCCAAACAUCAUCCGCCACACGAGGAACGAGUGAGUGGAAAACUUACUAGAAGUUGAGUUACUUUAGUUUACAAUUCUAGGUUCCUGCAGUUUUUUCAGAUAUGGCAGUGGUAAGUGCUUUUGGAGCUGCCAGUCUGAACUUGAAGACCUCUUCUCAUUUUCCCACCCCUUCAUUUCCCAUUUCUCCACCAACUUCUUAUGGAAUCUCAACUGGGGUUUUGCCUCUUGCAUGGUCUGCUUCAAGACAAAGAAGGGAUAUCUUCAGUCAGUCUCUUGCAUUGAAGAAUGAGAUUGUUCAAGCUAAUGAAGUAGCUGAAACAGUAGAAGAAGAACUGCAAGAGCCUAAUGAGACAGUGUUAUACUCUCUCUCUCCUCUACCGUUGCUAUGUGUGGCUGCACUUCCUGGAGCUGGGGCUGUUAGGUCUCUCUUUGGGCCUUUUGUUGAGCUUGUGAAGUCUUGGAAUCUUCCUGACUGGCUUGUGCACUGGGGUCACCCUGGCAACAUGGCUGUUGUGCUCUUAGCCAUGGGUGGUUAUGGAACGUAUCUGGGUUUCCGCAUACGUUUUUCUGAUGAUGUGGAAGAGAAGGCCAAUGCCAAAGACUUGCACCCAAAACUUCUCGGUGGCAUGUUUUUCUUCUUUGCUCUUGGUGCAACUGGUGGGAUUACAUCACUUCUUACUUCAGACAAACCCAUCUUCGAAAGUCCUCAUGCAGUAACAGGCUUCACUGGCCUUGCUCUCUUGACCAUACAAACAAUUUUGCCCACAUUAUUUGAGGGGAAUCCUGGAUUAAGAAAUGUUCAUGGGAUCUUAGGUAGCGGUAUCAUGACGCUUUUUCUGGUCCAUGCUGCCUUCGGACUUCAACUUGGCUUCAGCUACUAGCGCCUACGACCUUGUGAUUUUUUGUUUUCCCAUUCCUACACAUAAUGAACAUGGGCAAAAGAGAUGGUACACAACCUAUGAUGAUUUUCCAGAAAAAUUCACAGGGCAAUGAUGCUACUAUAUAUCUGUGAUUGAUAUUUCUGUCCUGAAGGCCUCAUACAAAACCAUGUAAUAGAGAUGCAUAAAGAGCCAAAUGCAAGUGGCUAUUUUUUACAGAAGCUGCAAUCAAUUCAAUGUUGUUCAACUGAAUGAAGUGAUUUACAAAAUGAAUGGUUUUUUCCUUGUUGCA